AUGGACAGAAGCUCUCCCGACCUGGGGUUCUACUCUUCUGACAACCACCACGACAACAACCACGAAUCCGACUCUGACUCUGAUUUGAACGCGGACCUCGACUUCUACGACAACGACGACCACCACGACGACCACCACGACCACCAUAACCACCACCAUCACCACCACGCCCACGCCGAACAAGAAGAAGCAGAGUUCCAGCAUCAGCUACACCACCACUUGCAUCACCAUCUGCACCACCUUCACCAGUUGCGUCACGUUCUUGGCAUCAACCUCGCCGCCGAGCCAAACCUGAACCACGAGGACGAUUAUAUGAACCACAUUUUUGGUGACAGCGAUAGCUAUCUCGACAACGAAGAUUUGGAUGUGGGGGCCUUGCUGCAUGUUGGGGAUAGCGACGACGACGACGACGACGAAAGCCAUAGCGACCACAGUGACGACAGCACUGCAAAUCGAGAGUCGAGUGAGGAUUCUCUCUUUGUUGAUCAGCGGCCUUCGCCCUCACCCUCGUCUAAUCGAUUGCCGCCCAUCGCUCAGUUAGUUCCCGAAGUCCGACGCGCAGGACAACUGCAGGGGAACAGGGAGAGCAGCUUUCGUUUUGGUACUCUGAACUCGGACGAAGUGGCCUUUCGAGACCAGCUUGUUGAGAUGGAAGUCGCAAGACCUGUGCGCCGGCCUCGCACAAUGGCGGCGGCCCGCUCCAUGACGCCAGCUGCCAACGCUGAGGUUAUCGAUUUGACACAAGAUGACGACGACGUUCGGCAGCCGCGUCCAAACCAUAACCCCAAUCCUCGCCGACAAACUCUGAACCACCGCACGCCUUCCCUCAACCGCAGCGACGGUAGCCUUCUCGGAAACGCCGGCGCCGCCGACAUCAUCGACCUCACUAUGGACGACCCGACCCCUCCCCCGCGCCGACAGCAUGCUGCCCGCGCCCAAGCCCGGCCCAACCUUCCACGCCCCCCUCCUCCUCUCGUUGACCUGGUGAACGACGAUGAGGACGACAAUCUCGGUGCUGGUGGCUCCUUCCGAGCCCCUGGCGCUUUCAGCCACUUUGUGCACCAACUCCAACACAGACUGCAGCCGGCUGCCAUGUUUGGCAUUCACGGCAUUCUCGGACUACGCGACGUGACAGCGCUAGGCCGGAGUCCUGCCAACAACCCCCUCGGGGCGCAUGGCCCCGAUUUGAACUACGGACUCCAUCGUGCCGGUCAAGAGCAUGCCGCUCCCAAACCCGCCCAUGUUCCGCCCAAGCCUGCCCGAGAAGGCUUCACCCGUGCCACCGGAGAGGCUAGCGAGGAUGUGGCUGUCUGUGCCGGCUGUGAGGAGGAGCUCAAGUACGACCCAGACGAGUCCAGGGCCGACAUGCCGCCCCAGAAAAGAGCGAGGAACAAGAAGGACAAUGAAGAGCACCACUUCUGGGCUGUCAAGGAGUGUGGACACGUAAGUCAUGCCCGCCGUUUGUUCCUUCCCACCUCUUGUUUCUUUUUGCUGACUUUUAAUUUCCCAGGUGUACUGCAAGAGUUGCUACGAAGGACGUGGCAGAGCCAAGGGCAAGACUGCCCACUUCCGCGCUGGGCCGGGCAAGAACAAGGCUCUAUGCAACGUCCCAGAUUGCGAGUCGGAGGUGUCCAGCAAGAUGGCCUGGGUCGGUCUCUUUCUCUGAGGCAGGGACAUUUACAAACAUUUCUUUAUGGGUGCAUGGACGGAUCGGGUUUGGGUUAUACCAUUUGCUCUCUGGCGAGGGGCUUUACGGACAGGUGA
This is a messenger RNA of Podospora anserina S mat+, 1764 nucleotides long. RefSeq lists its product as uncharacterized. NCBI's taxonomy places the organism in Eukaryota, Fungi, Ascomycota, Sordariomycetes, Sordariales, Podosporaceae. Bases 1 to 1764 code for a protein of 587 amino acids. Gene Ontology annotation, cellular component: SUMO-targeted ubiquitin ligase complex. The transcript has a single exon. Gene Ontology annotation, molecular function: ubiquitin-protein transferase activity. The record is from RefSeq and is a predicted model, not a curated record.